This is a messenger RNA of Anopheles cruzii, 1278 nucleotides long. RefSeq lists its product as uncharacterized. The record is from RefSeq and is a predicted model, not a curated record. Gene Ontology annotation, molecular function: metal ion binding; RNA endonuclease activity; single-stranded DNA endonuclease activity. Bases 1 to 1278 code for a protein of 425 amino acids. Gene Ontology annotation, cellular component: nucleus; mitochondrial inner membrane. NCBI's taxonomy places the organism in Eukaryota, Metazoa, Arthropoda, Insecta, Diptera, Culicidae. Gene Ontology annotation, biological process: apoptotic DNA fragmentation. The transcript is spliced from 2 exons.
AUGAGGUGGUUUGUGGUGCUACUUUCGCUCUGCGGCGGAUUGUGGGCGAGAGAUAUUCCUUCAGUUGACUGGCAAGAUGGUGGUCCCAUAGACGACUUACCGGUUGAAGUUCCACAGAUCGACGGUUACGCUACUGGUUGCGCCGUGCGGCUGAACGGAGAUCUUCCGCAACUGCAGCCCCUGAUAUUGGUGCCCGGGACAGAGAACUUUCGGUACCCGAGCACGAACAGUGGCAUCCUUAACCUGGAUGCAGGAGAAACGCUUGAGCUGGCAUGCGCCACCGGCUUUGCGCUGUUCCCCGAGAGAAGCUCCAUCCUGGUGACGUGCGUUAUAAACGAUCAGUUCAACUAUGACAGCAAGAUGCAUCCGUUCAUCGACUUUGGCUGUACGGCCAAUUGGCGUAGCGUGGCUCGAACUACGGUGCGGCGCUGUUACAACGAUGCGACGAUCGUGGAAGUCGGUUUUGAGCUGGGCGUGGGUCGGUUUCCCAGGGUGAUGGAAAUAUGCCACGAUUCGGUUCGGUUCGACAACCAUUACGUGGUGUACGAGUUCACUCCGGCGAACGCCGGUUUCCAGACGGGUGUGGCCCGUCCCGGAUGGAUCCAGGGUAGCUUCUACACGGGCGUUAACGUAAACACGCUGUACACGGUCAAUAUGCAACGCGAAACGAUUGCCACCAUCCUCAACUCACAGCAACGGGCGGAUGAGCUGGUCCAGACGACCAACAACGGGAUCUACAUGGCGCGCGGCCAUAUUGCGGCCCGUGCCGACUUUGUGUACGCUCCGCAGCAGAACGCCACCUUCUGGUUCCUGAAUGUCGCACCGCAGUGGCAAAACUUUAACGCCGGAAACUGGGAGCGGAUUGAGGCUUCGUCCAAGACGUUCGUUGCCUCGCGCAACAUCCACGUUCGGGUGUACAGUGGAACCUAUGGGGUGCAAACGCAAGCCGACGGAAACGGAGACCACCGGGAGAUUUUCCUCGACUUUGACGGCAACGGGCGGCAACGGUUGCAGGCACCGAAGGUUUACUACAAGAUCCUGCACAAUGAAGCCGCCAACUUGGGCAUCGUUUUGAUCGGGGUGAACAACGUGCACAUUCCGAUUGAUACGAUUCGACGAGAUUACAUUUUCUGCACGGACGUCAGCUCGCGGAUCGGGUGGAUCAACUGGGACCGGGAAAAUCUUGCCCGUGGCUACUCGUACGCAUGUGAGGUGAAUGAAUUCAAUCGGGUUACUGGCCACCUUCCACACCUAAACGUUGCUAGUUUGUUGAUCUAA